This is a messenger RNA of Staurois parvus, 322 nucleotides long. Lineage: Eukaryota; Metazoa; Chordata; Amphibia; Anura; Ranidae. The record is from the annotation of a GenBank genome assembly.
UUCCACCUGUCAGUGUCCAUCAGUGCCAGCUGUCAGUGCUCAUCAUUGCCACCUGCCAGUGCCCAUCAGUGCCACAUCAAUGCCACAUACCAAUGCCUACCAGUGUACAUCAAUGCCACAUAUCAGUGCCCAUCUGAGCUGCCUUUCAGUGUUACCUAUCAGUGCCAGUCAGUGCCAUCUAUUAAUGCCAGUCAGUGCUACCUAUCAGUGUGCAUCAGUGCCGCCUAUCAGUGUGCAUCAAUGCCGCCUUCAGUGCCGCCUAUCAGUGUCGCCUAUCAGUGCCAUAUAUGAGUGCUGCCUUUCAGUGCCCAUCAGUGAUGCC